Messenger RNA from Astyanax mexicanus (Mexican tetra), 2075 nucleotides. RefSeq names its product mitochondrial genome maintenance exonuclease 1 (gene mgme1). The record is from RefSeq and is a predicted model, not a curated record. Gene Ontology annotation, cellular component: mitochondrion. Lineage: Eukaryota; Metazoa; Chordata; Actinopteri; Characiformes; Acestrorhamphidae. Bases 72 to 1109 code for a protein of 345 amino acids. Gene Ontology annotation, molecular function: single-stranded DNA exodeoxyribonuclease activity. The transcript is spliced from 4 exons. Gene Ontology annotation, biological process: mitochondrial DNA replication.
CAGUUUGAGAGUAGUGUUUGUGUGGCGGGUGUUCUGGAGCGCGGGUUGUGUGUGGAAGUAUCUGAGACACAAUGCGGGUGCGCGCGCUCUGGCUCCGGGCUGCUUGUUUGGGCCGCGCGGGUUCAAUUUCUGGUUCUGGUUGGUUCUGGUUUCGGUGCGGGUUCUCCUCCUCAGCGCUUUUACCCGCGCGGAAAAAGGUGAGCGAGUACAGCGCGGUGGACUCGGAGCACUACUCAGCCCUGGUCCGGAACGUGGUGUCCUCCAGAACCAGCGCGCAGACCCCGGAGACCAUAGAGGAGGAGGACGGCUGGCUGUUCGGAACCGUGGUGAAGUCCAGACCCAGCCAGGAGCCCAGAUCCCUGAAGAACCCGUGCAGCCUGAUUGACAGCAGCAGAGUUCUCCACUCAGAGCACGAGGAGACGGAGAUGACCCGGAUUAAACUGCAGAGAAACACAGAACAGCCCAGUGUUCCCAGUGUGACCAGAAUCCUGCAGAACACCAUGUCUCCCAGUCAGCUGUUCUACCUGGAGAGGUGGAAGAGGAGGAAGAUAGCUGAGCUGGGGGAGGAGGGAUUCAGGGAGUACAGCCAGAAUCUGUUUAGGCAGGGGAAACUGUUCCAUGCUGCCAUUGAAAGUUUUUUAACUCAAAAAAGCUCCCCUAAAGAAGAAGUGGAGACUCCUGAUGAAGUGUCUGGGUAUUUGGAGAGCAUCGGUCAUGUGCUGGAGGACGUUACAGGAGUCAGAGCUAUCGAAAGUGCAGUGGAGCAUCACACACUGCGCUAUUUAGGAAUUGUGGACUGUGUCGCCAUGUACAAGGGUUCGCUGUGUGUUAUAGACUGGAAGACAUCAGAGAGGCCUAAGCCUUCCCUUCACAACACAUACGACAACCCCCUACAAGUGGCUGCCUACAUCGGUGCCUUAAAUAGUGACGACAACUACAAUUAUCAGGUAGAAAACGGACUGAUUGUCGUCGCCUACAAAGACGGCUCACCAGCUCACUCCCAUUAUAUGAGCGAGAAGCAGGUGCUGCAGUACUGGGAGAAAUGGCAGUUUAGAUUAGAGGAAUACAUGGAGAAAGUUAUUCAACAUAAAACUGCUAGAACUGACUGAAAACCCCAGUUCAUACCUGAUAUUAUCACGCGUCCUGAGUGAGCAGAUCAUCCACACAGGUGCAAUAACAAGCUAAUGAAUGAAGGUAAUACUCUUAGAUGGAGUUUGACAGUAAUUUGUGAUACCAACGGUAACCAAGAACAAAAAUAAAGAUACCUUUAGUAGAUUUAUUAGAGCUGUGACCUCCGGGUUUAACCAUUAUCCACUUCCUCUGUUUCUGAGGAACAUUUUUAUAUGGAAGACUAAACAGAUCAGUACUGUAUAGUGCUUUACUGUACUCUAUAUUUUGUUUGAAGGUCAUGUUUGGUCCAGACCUUUGAUGUUUUUUCAGUUUUUCAAUCAUGGUCUGUUUUUUUUUUUUUUUUUUUUUUGAACGGUUUGGACGUUCAGACCAUUUACAGAAAGUUGAGGCAGGCUAUCUUCGCCCUUUAAACAAUAGAAGAAGAAAAAGAACGGUUACUGUUGCUGAAUUCGCGACUCCCCCUGGUUGUCAGGUGCGUCACGCAGCAGUAUUAAAGUGCAGUGUUAAUACAGAUCUUCUGUAACUGUAGAAAAAACUUUAUUUAUAAAUAGUAAUAAAAGGAAUCUGAGGGGAAUAUUUUAUGCUCAUUUACUCUGUGGGACAAACCUGCAAGAGAGUUGCAUUCUUGCAGGAUGGCAGAAUUCGGCACAACACCUACAACAAAAUCCAGCAUAUUCUACAAAUUAACCUGUGUUGACUUGUAAAAAUUUUUUUUUGUGCAGUCACUGAACUGUAAUGUAAAACGGAGUGAGAUUUCCUGCUGAUUAAUAUGUUUUCUUAUUUGUAAGAUUCGUUACUGAAUUCAAAGUUUUGAUGUGUUUUACAUCAGUUAUAAACAAAUUUCCUUCUUCUCUGCCUACACUGUGUGUAGAGUUUUGGUAGAUAUUUGAUGCCUCAGGUUGUUUUUGCUUUGUUUAAAGAAUAAAACAUGUUAUUUUAAUACA